CCCGGCCCCGGCCCCGCGCAGCAGCUGAUUGUCCCCGGAGCCCCGCAGAGCCGCUGCCCAGGAUGAGCCGCCCGCGCUGCCCCAUCCGUUGGCAUCCCAGACCAGAGACACGGCCGUGCGGGAUGGGAUUGUACCAGCCUCCAGCACUGCUGUGAUGUUUUCUGCACCCAUCCCAACUCCUGUGGCCUUCCCGAAGGCACAGCAAGAUGUCGAAGGCCCUCAGUGCUGAGCAAAACAAAAAGUAAUGCAGCGUAAUAGAGACCAGAUGUCUUGUUGCGAGCUCUGUCCGGAUGUCUCCUCUCUGGUGCAUGGGGCUCCUCCAGGCCUGGCUGGCUGCAUGAAGGUAGCAAAAGGAUCGGGGAGUUUGUGCUGGCGGUGGAAGCGACUCUGCUUGUGGUGACUGUAACACGGGUGCCUCGGAGUCAUCGGGAUACCUUGCCCCAGCAAGGAGGAUGUCAAAAGCAUUUCCGUGCAUCAGAUAAAUAGUCGGGGCUCGGAAGGCCCCCUGCGGGUGACCGAGCUGCCUGGGAUUGCAGUUUGUAAUCCCAGUUGUCUUGAUGCAAACGUUUGAAGGACCCCAGAAGUGCUGGCACAAGCGAAGCUCUGUGCGACUCUUCCUUGGACCCAGCUCCACUCCGUGCCUCUCCAAAUCCCGCCUUGCCGAGUUACACCGAAGGAUCUCGUUUUUGUUGGCGUGGUGUUAAGCUAAAAAUUAGAUCGUCUGGGCUUUUGUGGGGCAAGGCUGAGCUCACUAAGAAGGAAAAACAACUUCCUUCAGCUCCCAGGGUCUUUAGGAUCUAAUGACCACAAAUAUUUGAAGCAUGCGGGAUUUGUACCGAAGGGAAUGGCAAGCACAGAGGAAAACGUUGUGUGUCACUGCCAUGCAGACGGGAUGAAAGAUGCUAUUCAUAUCAGUUCAGACUGCUGAACUUUGGUCAGCCUUUUUUCACCUCAUAGUUACAGCUUAAGUGCUUUGAAAACAAGAGGAAGAAACCGGUCUCUGGGAAGUGGUGCUUGCAUCUGGACACACCGACCUCAUUUUUACUCGCUUGGAAUAUUUAGAAAGAAAUGCUGUGGGUUUCCUUGGCCCUUUCUCCCACAUCGGGAGCUGUAAUGACUUGUAAAAAUAAACAGAUAAAACAAGGUCAUUAAAUUAACAGGGAAAUAUCUCAUUGCAAGAACCUGCCGGCACAGCUUCUGCAGGCAAAAGGGGCUGGGGGUCAUUGGGGGAACAGACAGGCAGAAAAUGGUUCAGUGAACUUUUUUUCCAAAGACAGUAAUUUUUUCCACCGUGCUGGACGUGAAAGGCAGGAGGGAAUUGGCAAUCUGCUUGCAGUGCUUAACAUUUGUAAAAGGCAUUGUGCCCUUCUGCUGAUCACGAGCUGUCUUGUUGUAGCGUAUGAGCAAUAAAGGGAAGCAGUCAGAGCCGCAGUAAUGAUGUUAGAUUGAAUAGAGUGCCUUAUUUUAUUUUUAGAGGACAAUUUCACUUGGCACUGGCCUUCUUUAUUCUUUCUGGUUAUCCACAGAGAUGCACCACUGCUCUUUUUAUCGAGAUGGGAAACCAGGAAGUGUGUUCAAUCCCUCAUUUAUCUUCUUUUUAAAACGUAAUUAAGUGCUAAUCAUUGGUGAGGAUACGUAAUCUGGGCAGUGGCAUCUGGACUUUGAAAACAGGGACCUUGUUGCAACAAACUUGGUUCUUGCUCCAGCUCUCUGCUCACCCAUCGCCCGGCACCGGCGCGGGAUUUCACCAUCAAAGUGCCAUGUACCACCCUCACCCUCCGUCCCGAAAGGAGGUUAAAGGAGCAAAAGCUGAGCACGGGGGAUAAACUUCAUCUUUGCUAGCAAGAAGCAGAGCCACUGGGUCCACCCAGCCUGUGGCCCUCUAAUCCCAAGCGUUGCAGAAUGCCUUUGGGGUGGUGAGCAUAAAGCAACCUGAUUUCUGCCCCCCCCCCCCCCCCUCCUCUUUUUGGCUUGCCUAAUUUUUUUAUCGUCAUAGUAACAGGGAAAUUUUGUGUAACGGCGGAUAGAUGCUUACAGCUCUCUUUCAAGUCUGAGUGGAAGGGGCACUGAGAAGACCUUUAAAACCCAACAUGACUAGCUUGGCGUUGCACUGGGCCAGCUUGUGUUGUGUGCGUUGGCCUGGGGUACCUUCCCUCUCUAGACAAAGGCUUUUUGAAAAGCUUUGAAGCGUGCAGACCUGCCACUGCUAUGGGAGACUCUGUUGUAGACCCAGCCCGAGGGACAGGCUUGGACCAGGCGCCCAGCUCAGCGCCCCAAGGAAAUGGCGGGACGUCUCUCAGCGUCAUCACAGAAGGUGUUGGGGAGCUGGCGGUCAUCGACCCCGAGGUGGCAAAGAAAGCCUGCGAAGAGGUCCUGGAGAAGGUCAAGUUGAUGCAUGGCAUCUCCUCCGACAGCUUAACAAAACCGGCUGAUGGCAGCGAGGCAGAGUGUGCCCCACGGACCGUGGUGGAUUUGGCCAAUGGAGACAUCAGGGAGGGCUGUGAAAUCAAGUGCUUGGAUGAUCCGCCCAGCACGGCCUCCAAGAUCCAGGAGGAGGACGAGACCAUGGCCAACACAGUGAAAACUGCCCGGAAGCGGCAGAAGAAUAACUCUGCUAAGCAGUCCUGGCUCCUCCGGCUCUUUGAAUCCAAACUCUUUGAUAUCUCCAUGGCCAUUUCAUACUUGUACAAUUCAAAGGAACCUGGUGUGCAGGCUUACAUUGGGAAUAGGUUGUUCUGCUUUAGGAACGAAGAAGUGGACUUCUACCUGCCGCAGCUGCUGAAUAUGUACAUUCACAUGGACGAGGACGUGGGAGAUGCGAUCAAGCCAUACAUCGUGCACCGCUGCCGGCAGAGCAUCAAUUUCUCCCUGCAGUGUGCCCUGCUGCUGGGCGCCUACUCCUCGGACAUGCACAUCUCCACUCAGCGACACUCCCGCGGGACCAAGCUGCGGAAACUCAUCCUUUCAGACGAGUUGAAGCCAGCUUACAAGAAGAGGGAGCUGCCAUCGCUGAGCCCAGCCCCCGAUAUGGGGCUGUCUCCUUCCAAAAGAACUCACCAGAGGUCCAAGUCGGACGCCACCGUUACCAUCAGCCUGAGCAGCAAUCUGAAGCGCACAGCCAGCAAUCCCAAAGUCGAGAGCGAGGAAGAGGAGCUCUCCUCGAGUACGGAAAGUCUUGAUAAGUCAUUCUCUCCCCCUGUCAGACUCGCCCCUGAGAGAGAAUUCAUCAAAUCCCUGAUCGCCAUCGGGAAGCGCCUGGCCACUUUGCCAACCAAAGAGCAGAAGACCCAACGGCUCAUUUCAGAGCUUUCGCUGCUGAACCACAAGCUGCCGGCGCGUGCCUGGCUCCCAACGGCUGGCUUUGACCAUCACGUGGUACGGGUGCCCCACACCCAGGCAGUCGUCCUCAACUCCAAGGACAAGGCUCCCUAUUUAAUCUACGUUGAAGUACUUGAAUGUGACAAUUUCGACACAGCGAAUGUGCCCGCUCGGAUCCCCGAGAACCGCAUCCGGAGCACCCGCUCGGCCGAGAACCUCCCUGAGUGUGGGAUCACGCACGAGCAGAGGACCAGCAGCUUCACCACCGUCCCCAACUAUGACAAUGAUGACGAGGCUUGGUCCGUGGACGAUAUUGUGGAGCUGCAGGUGGAGCUGCCAGAGAUUCACACCAACAGCUGUGACAACAUCUCCCAGUUCUCUGUGGACAGCAUCACCAGCCAGGAGAGCAGGGAGCCUGUGUUCAUUGCUGCUGGAGACAUCAGACGGCGGCUCUCGGAGCAGCUGGCACACACCCCCACCUCCUUCAAGAGGGACCCCGAGGACCCAUCUGCUGUCGCCCUGAAGGAACCCUGGCAGGAGAAAGUCAGGAGGAUCCGAGAAGGGUCCCCCUACGGCCACCUGCCCUCCUGGCGCCUCCUCUCUGUCAUUGUCAAGUGUGGGGAUGACCUCCGGCAGGAGCUGCUCGCCUUCCAGGUCCUCAAGCAGCUGCAGUCCAUUUGGGAACAGGAGCGUGUCCCACUCUGGAUCAAGCCAUACAAAAUCCUCGUCAUCUCCGCCGACAGUGGCAUGAUUGAGCCAGUUGUGAAUGCUGUGUCCAUCCACCAAAUCAAGAAGCAAUCCCUGCUUUCACUGCUGGAUUAUUUCCUGCAGGAACAUGGCAAUUACAAUACCGAAUCCUUCCUGACAGCCCAGAGGAAUUUUGUGCAGAGCUGUGCCGGUUACUGCCUGGUGUGCUACCUACUGCAAGUCAAGGACAGGCACAAUGGCAACAUCUUGCUGGAUGCGGAUGGACACAUAAUCCACAUCGAUUUUGGGUUUAUCCUCUCCAGCUCCCCCAGGAAUCUUGGCUUUGAGACGUCUGCCUUCAAACUCACCACAGAAUUUGUGGAUGUGAUGGGUGGGCUGGACGGGGACAUGUUCAACUACUACAAGAUGCUGAUGCUGCAGGGUCUCAUCGCUGCCCGGAAGCACAUGGAUAAAGUUGUGCAGAUUGUGGAGAUCAUGCAGCAAGGGUCGCAGCUCCCCUGUUUCCACGGCUCGAGCACCAUCCGCAACCUGAAGGAGCGGUUUCACAUGAACAUGACGGAAGAGCAGCUGCAGCUGCUCAUCGAGCAGAUGGUGGACGGCAGCAUGCGCUCCAUCACCACCAAGCUCUACGAUGGCUUCCAGUACCUCACCAAUGGCAUCAUGUGAUGGCCGCGGGCCUCCCUCUCCCAGACCAGCUCUGUGCCCGCUGCCACGCCCGGCCCAGGCCUGAGCUUUGCCCCGAGGAAGAGGUCUCGGUCCUUGACACUAAAAAAAAAGAGGCCGAGUCUCAGCAUCUUCCUGGGGCUGCUUUUGCCAAGACUCAACAAAAUGAAAUGAAAAAAAAAACCUGAAGCAGUCGAAGCAGGAAAAAAACCCACUCCUGAAAAAUCAAAGCAAAACGGAUCACGCGGUAACCGUUGCUGUCAUGCAAGCGCAGGGUCUGGCGGUGGCCCAGUGAAAGCCAGCAAAGGGCCUUGGGACGUGGGGGUAGCGCUCGCCCCCAUGCUGCUGCCUCUUCCUCCCGUCAGUAUUAAGCCCAUUGGUGUCCUGUGAACUCUCCCACAAUCUCAUGAAAUGUUUGGGACCGGG
Molecule: messenger RNA, 5115 nt
Organism: Haliaeetus leucocephalus (bald eagle)
Lineage: Eukaryota; Metazoa; Chordata; Aves; Accipitriformes; Accipitridae
Gene: PI4KB
Product: phosphatidylinositol 4-kinase, catalytic, beta
Exons: 17
Coding region: 2209-4692 (827 amino acids)
Biological process (GO): phosphatidylinositol-mediated signaling; phosphatidylinositol phosphate biosynthetic process
Cellular component (GO): membrane; cytoplasm
Molecular function (GO): 1-phosphatidylinositol 4-kinase activity
Source: RefSeq, a predicted model, not a curated record